Messenger RNA from Penicillium cosmopolitanum, 2976 nucleotides. RefSeq names its product putative polarized growth protein (Boi2). The transcript is spliced from 4 exons. Gene Ontology annotation, biological process: actin cytoskeleton organization. Lineage: Eukaryota; Fungi; Ascomycota; Eurotiomycetes; Eurotiales; Aspergillaceae. The coding region runs from base 1 to 2976 and encodes 991 amino acids. Gene Ontology annotation, cellular component: plasma membrane. The record is from RefSeq and is a predicted model, not a curated record. Gene Ontology annotation, molecular function: protein binding.
AUGGCCGACCAUUCGCUGGCCUCGCCCGCGCCCCCUAAGAACGUCCAGCGGGGGGAUUAUCUGGUCGCCUUUCAUGAUCACUUCAAGCGUAACGAAGAUGAAUUGCAGAUGAUGCGCGGCGAUGUCAUCCAUCUGGAGGAGAUGGAUGAGGAAUUUCAAGAUGGAUGGUGGCUGGGAGAGCACACUCGCUCCGGCCAAAAGGGCCUCUUCCCUGCAUGUUUCACCCGCAAGGCCGAGGCUCACGAUCUCCCUCGGGCUCAUGUGCGCCCAGCUAAUUUAGGUGCCAUUAAUACCAACCCCUCCCCCCAGGGCGUGAUCGCUUCCGAAAAUACCGAAUCGCCUGCACAAAUCGAACCCUCCACACCAGCAUCGCGACACGCAAGCACCUCCGAUGUCUACGAAUCGGUGGACUCCCCCCAGCAAAAUCGAUCUGCUUCCUCGCCACUCCCGCUACCAAGCCUGGUGGCGGAUAUUCAGCAGACCUUCCGACGAUCCAUUGAUAGCCAUGCGAAUGGCGAGGAAAGCCCCGUCAUGAACGAAACCUUGAGCGUCAUUGACGAGCACAUCACCGAUAUGAACACGCCCCGUCACAGCGUGUCGACACAAGACGCAAAGACAAUCAAUGACUCGGGUAGCGAAUACAGUAGCCACUUCAGCCAUCGAAUCUCAUACAUUAAUGGGAAUGAGACAGACGAGGAGGAGGGCGACGCUCCCACUGAAGAACAGGUUCGGCAAUGGAAUCAAACUGAAACCGCCAAGCAAAUGCGAGAGCUCGGAAUGGAUCCCAAACACUGCGAAAUUUUCGAGGAACAAGAAAUCACAGGUGAUGUGCUCCUUGAUAUGGACCAAGAUUUCAUCUUCAUGAAGGAGUUCGACUUUGGUGUUAUGGGCAAACGGCUCAAGACCUGGCACAAGGUCAAGGCAUUUCAAGAAGAAGUCCGGGGUCUGAAACAACCCCAGAAUCAGGCCCCCACAAGAGCUUCCGUCGCCGGCUUCUCCAAUGGUCCCGAAGAACGAUCGCUGUCUCGUGCUGGUCAUACUGGGCCCUUCUUACCACGCAUCCCGACCGUGUCGGAGAAGACUGGCGCAGGCUACUCCCGAGUUUCCGCCGUCCCUGGCCAACACCCAAGAUUAGCCAGCAAUGCUAGCUCUCCUGUCACACCUCACACUCCUCCCUACGGCCUUGAUUCGCCAAGACGAAUCUCUGCGGCCUCCAUUCGUGACCUCAAUCAUACACGACGACAUUCCUCUAUCGACACAACCCAUCGCGGUCUCCCCGACUCAUCUAUGAAUGGCCAUAAGAAAAAGCCAUCAUUCGAUCGGGCCUGGACUCUCAACAGUGGGGGUCACGCUCUACCAGCUCGCCCGGGGACUUCACUAGGUACAACAGCGUACCGCGGUCCACAGUUCGCCGCUACGGAAUCAGAGCCCAACACGCCCGAGCACAUGGAUGACCUCGAUCGAGGCUACUUCUCCGGAACUGAGGUGGAUUCCCGUCGAAAUCGACGCGUUCUGCAGAAGCGAACAUCAGCCAGUGGGAGCCUCAGUCAUUCCCGAAAGUCAAGCUACGCGGAUGACAGGGUCGCCAAGGCCACUGGCAAACGUCAGUCUCGCAUCGCCAGUGUUGACUCUAUACGUGAUGCAUCUAGGCAUGUCUCUACUGCGGCCGAGAAUUAUCACGGCACGCCACCAAAGAGUCGUUUUAGGAGUUUGAGUACCCGUGUCUCUGAGCGAAGCGGUAAUGAUUCCCAAGAUAUCAAGCCCGGUUUCUUUUCAAGCCUCGGUCCCUUCAUGAAGAAGGGUAGUGAUUCGGAUAGUUCCGCACGUGCCUCGCCAUUACCCUUCACUCUCCCGAAAAUCGGCGGUGCAAGUCAAAGAGUUCGACGGGCCGUUGGCCUUCGCGCUAUUUCUGAUGUUGUUGGAAAGGGCAGCACUGAUAGCUCAGCUCCGGUCUCACCCCGUGAUUACGACCCUACGUCUGGUCGUACUGGGUCUACAACUCCUUCGGCGACCUCCAAGAGCUCUGAACGCCACAGUACCGAUGGGUCAGGUAAAGCUGCUGAAACCGCCGGCGGCAUGAUGGUUCGCCCCCGGACCGUCAAAUCCAAAAAAGACACUAGUGCAUAUACUCGCGGUCUCGAGAAGAAGGCGCCAAAGGAGCAGAUGGCUGGCUGCGACUACAGCGGAUGGAUGAAGAAGAGAUCAUCCAAUCUCAUGACAACAUGGAAGCCUCGACUUUUUGUUCUGCGUGGCCGUCGUCUAUCUUACUACUACUCCGAGGAAGAUACUGAAGAGCGAGGCCUCAUCGACAUCACAGCCCACCGUGUGCUGCGGGCAGAUAAUGAUCCUAUAAUCGCGCUGCACGCCACAGUGACUGGUUCCACCUCGCAGCCUGCCAAUGCCAACGCCAGCGAAGCUUCCAAACUCACCACGCCUGCAGCUCUUGCCUCACUUGCGAGCAAGGAGGGGAGCGGACCUUUCUUCUUCAAGCUCGUGCCGCCAAAGUCAGGUAACUCACGAACUGUCCAAUUCACCAAACCCACCACCCACUACUUCCAGGUUGAUAAUGUUCAGGAAGGUCGUUUGUGGAUGGCGGCCCUGAUGAAGGCUACCAUUGAACGUGAUUUGUCCCAAGUGGCGGAGAGUACCAACAAACAAAAGACGAUCAGUUUGAAACAAGCCCGGCUGAUGAACCAACGCCCACCCGCCUUGAUGGCCAAUGCCUCCGAGUCCGACCGCCUUCCCGACGAAUUAAUUGAAGAGGAAGACGAAGAAGAGCACGGGCUUCGGAUCGAAGGCUUGAAUUUGGCCAAGGCGCCAUCAACCGAUUCCAGUUCAUUCGUUGAUGCAAAGGCGGACAUCCAAGACAACACGCCAACAGCCAACGAUCGGCCCAUGUCCAACCCCCUUGGAGAAAUCGACACUGGAAAUAUAUCCCUCCUUCCUAGCCCCUUGGCUAAGAUGGAAUCGCAGUAG